This is a messenger RNA of Penicillium diatomitis, 870 nucleotides long. Its product is annotated as dihydrofolate reductase. NCBI's taxonomy places the organism in Eukaryota, Fungi, Ascomycota, Eurotiomycetes, Eurotiales, Aspergillaceae. Gene Ontology annotation, molecular function: dihydrofolate reductase activity; NADP binding. The record is from RefSeq and is a predicted model, not a curated record. Bases 1 to 870 code for a protein of 289 amino acids. Gene Ontology annotation, cellular component: mitochondrion. Gene Ontology annotation, biological process: dihydrofolate metabolic process; glycine biosynthetic process; folic acid metabolic process. The transcript has a single exon.
AUGCCACCCUCAGCAACGCACCAAAUACCCAACACCCUGCCCCUCACCCUCAUCGUCGCGACCACUCCGGUUCGCGCCGCAUCCACCUCGUCUCCCAAUGAAGCAGCGACACGACUUGGAAUCGGUCUCAAGGGAACCCUGCCGUGGCCACGCAUCAAGACCGACAUGUCCUUCUUCGCUCGAGUGACCUCUCGAGCGCCAGCCGCGGGUACGACCAACGCCAUCAUCAUGGGUCGCAAAACCUACUUUUCGGUGCCGAAGCAUCUCCGCCCACUGGCGAAGCGGAUCAGUGUGGUCGUCACGCGGGAUACCACGGGCUCUGUGCGUGACGAGGUCAUGAAAGAUCUGGAGGCGCGCAAGGCGAAAUUGGCCGAAGCGGCGAAAGUCAAGGCGGAGUCGGCAUCACCGUCGGAGUCUACAUCGAGAGAUGUCGGCGAUGAGCCGGUAACGGAUGCACUCGUGACGCGGAGUCUGGAAAUGGCUCUUUCGGAGCUGGAGGCAUCGUAUGGAUCGUCUGGAAAGCUGGGAAAGAUCUAUGUGAUUGGAGGUGCGGAGAUCUACGGCCUGGCUUCUCGAUUGAAAGUCGUUGAUGGACAGGAUCGGAAGAGACCUGUGAGAAUUGUCUUGACGAAUGUCGUACGGAAAACUGGGGGUCAGGGCGAUGCUGCUGCUGCUGCUGCUGCUGCUGCUGCGACGGAGGGGUAUGAAUGCGAUACUUUCUUUCCGGUGGAAGGGCUCGGGACAGGAACGGAAUGGCGAACGGCCACUUCUGUAGAGGUCUCUGAGUGGGUUGGGGAGACGGUGACAGGGGAAUGGAUUCGAGACGGCGACGUCGAAGUGCAAAUGGUCGGCUAUGAGAGGGCGGACUGA